Molecule: messenger RNA, 932 nt
Organism: Trichoderma harzianum CBS 226.95
Lineage: Eukaryota; Fungi; Ascomycota; Sordariomycetes; Hypocreales; Hypocreaceae
Exons: 1
Coding region: 97-831 (244 amino acids)
Source: RefSeq, a predicted model, not a curated record
GCUGCAGGAGCUCCGGAGUAUGCUCCGUAUAAAGCCCAUCAUUGGGUGAUUUGGGUGGAAAUCCAACCGCUCCCGGUGCCGUCAAAUCCGCAACUUAUGUACGGAGCACUUUGUAUUACGCUCUUAUGCGUAUAUAGCGAACCAAGUGUUACAGGCAGCGAACACACACAACACAUAUCUGUCGACAUGCAUGAGCGGGAAGUGAUGGAUGCGAGAGAGAGCAACUUACUGCCUAGCCUAUUUGUCAUGGCAUACCUUGGGCAUGCCUACAUGUACAGACCUUGUAUACGGAACAAGGCAAAGAAGUUUCACGCCGGCACAACCGGGGCUUUUACAAGAAUGUUUUGUAUGAAUUGCAGCCCUGGUGAGAAACAAUGCGUUGAUAACAAACCAAAAGCGGCAAUUGGGAUGAGAGCCAAUGCACCUUGUACUUUCGUAUCGCAGACGCAAGCCAGCGGCCAACCUAACCUGGUCGAAAGCCGAAAUUCGUUUGCCAGGAGAUAUUUAAGGCAAAUUGUGCAAAUACAGUCAGCCAAGGUAAUCUCAAACAGCUUUGUCUACCAAGGACGGAGUAAAUACCUUUCUGCUCGUACUUUUCUACAUGCGUCGCAACGGUCACUUAUCGACUUUUCUGCGCAAAAUGACACAUCAGGCUCGUCUGACUCUACAAAUAUUACCAAAAGGGUGAUUUGUAUCAAAAACCAAGACUCGGCUGACAGUCCUGCAUGCAUCGCAAUUGGCCUGCCUCCUGUGCCUCAACAAAUCAGUUCGAAUAGGCAAAUGCUUACAAACGCCUUGCCUAUACAGAGGGUUAUGCAGAGUACUCCGUAAUACGGAGCAUAUGUCUGCUUGAAUGCCCUGUCCGGAGUGCAGACAGGCAUGCCAGGGAGCAGCAGUCCCAGAAACAUGAUCCUCGUCACAGAUCCCGGGGC